AUGGAUACAUGUACACCGGGUGACUCCAAGAUCGGGUACGCAUGCCAGCUCACUCCCGAGGCCUACUUCGCCAAGCUACGUUUGGGCAAAGGCCAUGCAGCCACGGCAGCUAGCUGGGUCCGUCGUCACAUCGACCGUGUGUACGAUGAUUACAGCUCCGCACAUCUUGCCCGUGACGAGGACGGUGUGAAAUUCAACCCCGCCAUGCUCCAGUUCUUGCGACCAAUCAGACGCAUCAUGAACAUGGAAGAUCCAGACGCUCCAAAGCAAGCUUAUCUUGUCAUGACUUGCCUUCAAAACCUAUGGUAUGAUGAGAUGGAUCAGUGGUGUAAUACCAUGUGUGACAAACGACUAGAGGACGGUUUGGAGGAUGAGGAAGAGCGCGAAAAUGAACCUGACAGCCAUUCAUGCUACCCGAAUGGUGGCAAUGGGGGAGUGUUACCGCCUGGAGACAAUCGAAAGUCAAAUGGCAAGGAUUUAAUCGGGAAGUACGACCAUCUUCUCGAUAAGUUGGUGGUGGGAGAGGCUGUGGCGAUUCAUGAGCAGCAAGACUAUGUCUCUCAUUUUAUUGGAAUCACGGAUUGGCUACCUGAGACAAGGAAAGAGUUGGAUUUGCUUUCAGUUCUGGAGCGAAGGAAGAAGCAACUGACCUUGGUCGAGAUGGGAUUUGUCAAGCUGAAGCCGCGGAAGGAGGAAGAAAAGGGAUGUGAAAAUUAG
Messenger RNA from Podospora pseudocomata, 717 nucleotides. RefSeq lists its product as uncharacterized. NCBI's taxonomy places the organism in Eukaryota, Fungi, Ascomycota, Sordariomycetes, Sordariales, Podosporaceae. The coding region runs from base 1 to 717 and encodes 238 amino acids. The record is from RefSeq and is a predicted model, not a curated record. The transcript has 3 exons.